Exaiptasia diaphana is the source of this 3113-nucleotide messenger RNA. Its product is annotated as gastrula zinc finger protein XlCGF26.1. Bases 124 to 2148 code for a protein of 674 amino acids. The record is from RefSeq and is a predicted model, not a curated record. The transcript is spliced from 3 exons. Lineage: Eukaryota; Metazoa; Cnidaria; Anthozoa; Actiniaria; Aiptasiidae.
GCCAGGAAUAACAGCAAGCACUCGCAGAUAGUGGUGUAGUUUGUGCUAAAUUUUUGGUUGAAUUAAGACUACCCUAAUAUAAUUACUUAGAAUAGGUACACUUUUAGGCUUAACAGCUUGAGAAUGGAUACUGACUGGAUUGCAUACAAGUGUAAAUCAGGGCAGAUACUUUUUAUCUAUAACAAAGUAACUGGCGAACACAAAUGGCCCAACGGAGAUAGCUCAUCAGAGGACAGUGUCAUGAAUGGCGAACCAAUUAUACUUAAAGAUGUACGCAGUGUGGGUAUACAGACUGAUGAUUCUGGAUGUCCUAAUGGCUGCACUUCUAUCUAUACUUCUGCAGCAAAUACACAGCUUACCACUGAUAUGGAAGAAGAUAUCUCAGAAUCUAAAACUGAAGAAAUGAGUGGAUCACACAUGGAUGAAAUUUCUGAAAUGAUACAAGUUCUGGAAGAAUACAGUGUUCCUUCAAGUACAGGUAUUACAGGAAGUAACAGUGGACAUGAGGCAUGCAAUGAAAUAAUUCAACAAGUGAAACAAGAGCCAGAGGAUGCAGAAGAACAUACAGCCAAAUACAAUCAUUAUAACAGUACCACCGAUGGUGAUGAUCUACAUAGUGAGAACGAAGAAUUUAGUACUGGUACUCAGCAGACAAAUGAGAAUAAGGCUUUUGAAUGCACUUAUUGUUACAGACAAUUUGAAAGCAAACCAGAGCUCAUUAGCCAUUUCAAAGCGCAUAUAAUUUGUAAAAGCAUCUUUGAAUGUCCUUAUUGUAAGGCAACAUUUGAGGAAAGUGAAAAAUUUGAAUGUCAUCUUCAAACACAUGUUGAUGAAUUAGGAACACCCUUUGGAUGCCACUACUGUGACAAGAGAUUUUCAAAAAAAGAGCAUUUGAUUGAGCAUGUUAAAAACCAUUCUAAAGCUAUGCCAUAUGAAUGCUCUCUCUGUCCCACAAAGAGAUUUAAGAACGAGGCUUACCUGAGAGACCAUAUGAGACUGCAUAACAAGGACAAAUAUUUCCAGUGCACAUAUUGCAAAAGAAAGUUCACACAUAAAUUUGCCUUGAAAAAACAUAUUGAAACUCAUGCCAAAGAGAAACCUUUUGGUUGCUCUAAUUGCAAGAAGAGAUUCAUGUACAAGUCAAGUUUAGAAGCUCAUAUUGCAGUUCAUGUUGAAAAAUAUCAAUGUACUCACUGUGAAGAAGAGUUUGCAGACAAAAAGAGUUUAGUUGAUCAUCGUGAAAAACACUUGGGUGAAAAACGUUUUAGGUGUUCGUAUUGCGCAAAGAAGUUCCGAACCAAUAGUAAUUUAAUUGUCCAUCUCAGAAUCCAUACCAAGGAAAAGCYUUUCGAAUGUUAUGACUGCCAUAAAAGGUUUACCUACAGGCAAUCUUUUGAAAAUCAUGUCACAAAACAUCAUAGAACAGAUGUAACACCUUUGGAAUGUUCCUACUGCAAGAAAACAUUUCUAACACAAACAGAUCUCAAAGAUCACCUCCGUACUCAUAUCCAAGACAAGAAUUUUGAGUGUUUGUCUUGCCAUGAAAAAUUCAGAACAAAACAAAUUCUAAAGAGCCACAUGAGGACACACACCGUGGAUAAACUGUUUGAAUGUUCGUUUUGCGGGAAGAAAUUCAGAGAGAUAUGCAAUUUAGACCAACACAUGAGAAUACACACCGGAGAAAAGCCCUUCCAGUGCCCCUAUUGUGAGAAAAAGUUCACCAGAAAUUCACACUUAAAAAGUCACCUCAGAGUACACACGAGUGAAAAGGCUUUUGAGUGUUCUUACUGCAAGAAAGACUUUAAAGACAGGUUCAAUUUGCGUAAACAUAUGGUAAGACACACUGGAGAAGAAAUAUAUGCCUGUCCACAUUGUGAAAAAGAAUUUACUUAUAAAACUGGAUUAUCUCGUCACCUCAGGUUGAACAGAUGCCCUUCUCAAAUGCCUUAUGAAUGCCCUUAUUGCAAGUUGAGGUUCAGUGAUAAAAACAGUUUCGAUCGCCAUACAGCUCUCCAUACUAGGAAAAAUAUAUGUCCACUCUGUAAGAAAGAGUUUAGUGAAAGAAGCAAUAUGAGGCGCCACAUAAAAAAGCAAAGCUGUCUCAGGAAAGGCCAAAAAAAUAGUGAUUCAGAUUAUGAACCACAGUAAAAUGAAUGCACAGAAAUUGAAAUGCCAUCAGUUUUUUAUUGAUUAUUUUAUUCAGCACUGGUUUGGCCAAGUCUGGCCAAGUGUCACUGGAGCCAGGCUAGAAAGCUUGGCUAUGCAGCCUAAUAAUGUAUAGCUAAUUUUCGUCCAGUGUGUUCUUAGUCAAGCUAGUAUUCUAGAUUUCCUCAUGCUGAUUCAUUGUUUAAUUAAGCAAACUCAAGAUGAAACUUGUAGAUUAGAGAUUCAAUUUUCUGAAUGAUUUAACAGAAUUUAAUAUGGAAUUUACUGUACAUAAUAAUAGGGGUGCCAAUUUACUAUUUUUCUUUUGUUUGUUUUUGCUUAGUUUUAUUUUGCAUGUGUGUGUUUGUUGGUUUUUUGUUGUUGUUGUUGUUGAUUUUUUGCAUAUUUGAGUCUCAAUUUUUCACCUCAUUUUGUCUCAAUCCCAAUUUUGAAUAGAACCUUAAAUCUCAUUUUGGUUAUUUUUUAUGAUUAUUAUUUAAUUGAAAAUAUUAUUUAUAUAAUUAUUUAAUAAUUUAAUAUUAUAUUAAAAUAUAGUGAGAACAAAUGAUGAUUAUUAUAAAGAGAAAUCUUUAGAGAAAUGCAAUAUUACUCUGUCCUUUAGAGUUCUGUAGAUCAACAAAAUAAGUGAUACUACUGUAGUACAAUAUUGCCGAGGUCUUAAUAAUAAUGACUGCUAUUUUUCAGAAAUGCCACAGAACAGUGAAAUCAUGUGGCAAUUGAAGAUGUUCUCUAUGAUAUGAAUAUUGUGAUGUUUCUAAAACUAUAUUUUAUUUAACAAUUAGAUAUGGAAUAACUUAUUUAAUGUGACUAUUUGAUUAUUGAGUGACAUUUAAUUAGCCCUAGGAAUAAUAAUAAUUUAUGAAUGGCAUCCUGGUUGAUUCCAUUAAGCAAUUAAUAUUAAUUUUGUGAUUAUGUAGAUAAUAAUUAUUUUUGUAUAAUAAAAAAUA